CUCCUUUGUCCAUCACACAGAGGUCCGAAGGUAUUUGGAGAAAUACUGUGACCACUUUAAAAUAAGGAAUCACAUAAAGUGGGACGUGAUGUAUUGGUCUACUUCCUGAAAAUGUAACCGAGGUAAACUAAUGACUCCAGUUUGAGAAUGGAGCAGUACACGAUGACUGGACAGACUGAUGUGGGUCAAGGCAAGGUUGUAAGUGAUGCUCAUGCAAUGAAAGAUUCUAGCACUUUGCUCAUUACAUUCAUUCCAGUCAUUCAUUACAUACACUUGCUGCACAGCCAUCUGAUUGUCCUCAGUCACCAUUCACUGUGUUGUAAUGUUUAGCAUAUAAUUUACGUUUACAUUUAUUCAUUUAGCAGACACUUUUGUCAUUUUUUAGUAUAGUAUAUAUUUUGGGCAUUUUUGCCUUUAUGUGGACAGGACAGUGAAGAGUGACAGGAAGUGAGUGGGAGGGAGCGAUAGGAUGGGGAUGGGAAAUGACCACAGGUCGAAUUCGAACCUGGGUCCCCAUGGCCACUUGGACCCGUACAUGGUAUGGGCGCUGUAGCCUGCUGCACCACAGUGCCAUGUGGUUUUAUCAGUUUUUAUCCAAAAAAUUAAUAACAUUCAAGUAGCAUUGCAGAGGAGACCUUAGGUAACAAUUACCACAACAAUACCACAACAAUAAAUACUAUUACCAGAGGAAGAGAGUGCAGAAUCUAAAGUGCUAGUCAAAGUGUGGUCAAAGGAAAUAUUGGUAGAAGAAGAAUGACACGGCAUUCAGGUAUCAGAACAGUAAUCCAAUGCAAGUGUGUCAACAAUGCAACUGUGCGUCAGUAACUGUUUUUCUUCAUUAUAAUGUGCUCCCUCUCUUCAAAAACAGGGAAUACAAUAAACUCUUUGAAGUUGUAGCCUACCCAAUCAGAUUUCUUCCUCCUUUUUUACAGUUUGAGACAACAGUGGAUGCUGUCAAACCAGUGAAGGUGGAAAGUGGAUGGCAUGGCUUAGGUUGGGAUGUCACCACCAGCAAUGGCAUUGAUUCCAGCACUGCAGUCAAGAGGCACUUUGAUGCUGUCCUGGUGUGCAAUGGGCACUUCUUUGACCCUUAUUUUCCACCAAUCCCUGGUCUGGACAAAUUUACAGAAACUGUGAUGCACAGCCAUACCUAUCGCAGCGCUGAGCCUUUUGCUGGGAAGUCAGUGGUGCUGCUGGGAGCUGGCCUUUCUGGACUGGACAUCGCUAUGGAGCUGUCCAGCGUCAACGCAAAGGUUGUGUUAAGUCACGGCCAGAAGCCCCUGAAAGGCCCCCUUCCUCCUGGUGUGCAGCAGUCGCCCCCGGUGUCUAAAGUCCUUGAUGAUGGAACCCUGGAGUUCGGGGACGGGAAGCAAGCCCGGCCUGAUAUGUUUCUGUUCUGCACUGGGUACAAUUUCACCUUUCCAUUCCUGGACCAGCAAGUAGGCGUGAAGGUGAAGGAUCACCUGGUCAGCCCUCUCUAUAAGUUCCUGAUGCCCCCAGCGUUUCCAUCACUGUUCAUUGUGGGCAUCUGCAGAGCCAUCUGCCCCUUUCCACAUUUCCACAUCCAGGCACAGUUCAUAAUGUCUGUGCUGGAUGAUUCUUUCACUCUCCCCUCACAAGAGGAGAUGGAGAAGGACAUAGAGCUUGAUGAAGCUGCUCGCCGCACCAGGGGCAUUGCCACACGACAUAUCUUGAAGCUUGAUUCAGAACAGUGGGCCUACAACGAUGAGCUGGCUCGUCUCGGUGGGUUUAAGCCACUUCCACCAUACUGGAGCAACCUGUACGAGUCCAACAAGGUGUUCCGCUCCAAGGACAUGCUCAACUACAAGACCUACAACUACAGAGUGCUCAAUGAGAAGGAAUGGAUAGUGCAAGGCCCACAGGGGCAGUCUCUUCCCAAACCAUUACCAUAAAUAUUAUUGUGGCUCUUUAAGUAAACUGGUCAGGCAACUAGUUUUGGUAUCAUCUUCAAAUUAAAUUUGUUGGUAUAUCGUCAUGUGAAGGUCAGAUAGAUAUACAUGUAUUGUUCCCACCAUCCAUCCAGUGUGUAUGCGGUUUUGUGUUUUGUGCGGUUUUGCUGAAACAUACAGCAAAAAUUGAAGAAGACCUUUCCCAGUACAACAUUUUGGACUAUAUUGCCCAAAGGCACCAGUUAACUCUGUGACUCUGUGUCACUUUGUGAAUAGAGUCUGGUGACUCAUGAUUGGGAAACGUUUGCAACACUAGCAUGGUGACAGGUGUAGACUUUUGCAUUAACUCUGAAAUCAUUGGUCCAGCCUAACCAAUCACAUUGAUAAGGAAAUCCCAAUGUUACUUCCUACUUGGCCUAAACCUUACAAACUGACGAUAAACAGUAGCCUGGAAAAUCCAGACCCUGGUAAUCUAAAAAGAUUAAGGGUCUGGCCAAGAACAAUGUAAUGGCCCAACUCGAGGGGCAGCAACAAGCAUACAUUUAAAAAUAUAACUGCACGCAAUUGGAUAACACUAGACCGUGUUUACUCUGAAUUAUUUCGGACUUUGACGCAUUCGGAUAACAGUACGACCAAUGUGUACUGUCCUCCAACGUUGCAGCGCUGUCUUCAUCAGUUUAGCUGGUUCCCAGGAAUGUGGUGUAAAAGUAACGUGCAUCAUUGCUCAUUGCCAGUGUCUCGCAGAGACAAUUCCAUUGUGCUCUCGUGAGAACUCUGGAUUUCCAGGAUAAAUAAACAGCAUAAGCAGUCAAGAAACAAUGUAUGUAGGCCUGCCAUUGCUGUAAAUAAAUGUAUACAUUUCUUCUGACUGCAAUUUUUGAUGUUUGCAGGCGUUGCUACUAACGUUUACCAUAGCUACUUGAUAAAUGAUUAGCAUGCUGCACACAUUUGUUCAAAAAUGUUGGAUUCAAGUAGACUGCUUAUCAUCUUAAUCCCAAUGUAAAUGGAAAAGUCUUUUCUCAGACUCAAAAGGGCCUGCCUGUCCCAAGGAGAAAAAGUAUCACUUUGAAACACACACCUGGAGAAACUGAACAGUCCAACCAAAAGAAUAUGAUAAACUAGACAAUUAGGGCUAGGCCUACUUUGUUUUCAAUAUUUCCAGGCUUCCACUAGUGCUGCUGACAACUGAAACAGCAAGACACAGACAGAGGUAGAAAGAGCUGUUGGAGCCUAAUGUAGCUUAACAGCACCUAGGCUAAAGGCCUAAUAUAUCUACAUAAUGUGUGCUGUCAUGAAUAAAUAAUCAGAAAUACAGUAUUUUCUGUAUCAGUAGUUUAUAAUAAAAUAUAAUAAUAAAAAUAAUGAUAUAGUUAUAAUAAUAAUAUAAAUAUUAUAGGCUACAUAGCCCAAUAUGCCUCUCCCCCUUCCGAUCAGACACCUUAUAUAACUAACAUAUUUCCUGUGGGAAACAUUGACUGCAGCUUAUUUAACUAAAAAAUAGUAAGAAAAUCGCAUUGUAAACUUAAAAUCGUGAAUCGUAUCGAAUCGUGAGUUGAGCGUAUCGUUACGUCCCUAACUUACAUGGCUUCUCAUAACACAUAUGUAGAUGAUACUUGAUACCCAACUAUAUCUAUCUUUCCUGCCUGAUGAUGCCAAGGUGCCCUUGAUGCCCUAGGGAUCAAUAAAGUAUAUCUAUCUAUCUAUCUAUCUAUCUAUCUAUCUAUCUAUCUAUCAAGGCCUCGUCGCGGAUUUCAGAUUGUCUCUGACAUAUCCGCUUGGACAAAGGAACACCACCACCAGAACAGUUACAAGUCAAAAUGACCUUUUGGAUAUGUUGACGUGGAAUAAAGCAAUUGUUGAUACACUGCAACUAGAGUGUAGUCAAAGCACGCACAUCCUUGAUUUAAAACUGGGAGCAGGACUAAAGGCAAAUAGUCACAUUUAAGAGAAAAGUCCGCUACAACCAGAUUUUGCUCCCAAUAAUGACGUUUCGGGCCUUUCAACCCUUCCUCAGACGGGAACAAAAUCUGGUCAUAGCGGACUUUUCUCUUAUAUGAUAUACCGUACUGCAACUAAACACUAAAAUGGCUUGCCAUACGGUAGUGACAACAGUUUUUUAAAAAUAUUUUUUGUAUGAUCUGUUUCACAAUAAAUGGACAUGAUGACA
This is a messenger RNA of Alosa sapidissima (American shad), 4077 nucleotides long. RefSeq names its product flavin-containing monooxygenase FMO GS-OX4-like. Gene Ontology annotation, molecular function: flavin adenine dinucleotide binding; NADP binding; N,N-dimethylaniline monooxygenase activity. The transcript is spliced from 6 exons. NCBI's taxonomy places the organism in Eukaryota, Metazoa, Chordata, Actinopteri, Clupeiformes, Clupeidae. The coding region runs from base 789 to 1913 and encodes 374 amino acids. The record is from RefSeq and is a predicted model, not a curated record.